AUGCUCUCUAUUUCCCAAAAGUUGUACCAAAUCCCCUUCCUCUCCUCGCUCCUGAAUCUCACUCCCUCACUCCAUCAUCACACGAACCACCACAACCACUGUCCCAAUCCUCCAACGCUCUCCUGCCCCUUCCCCCUCCCUCGCAGCAUAGAUACAUGCUGCUUCAAUCAUCCAUCAGGACACUUUCUCCAGACGCAAUUCUGGGACACCUCACCAGCCCUCGGCCCCAAUGACUCCUGGACGAUCCACGGACUCUGGCCGGAUCUAUGCACCGGUGGCUUUGACGCGUACUGCGACUCGUCACGCUCACACCACGACAUCCGACGUAUCCUGCACGCGCUGGGGCCCGAGCUGACAGACGACCUUCUCGCGUUUAUGGACAAGUACUGGCUCUCGUUGUACGGAGGGAAUGUGCACCUCUGGACUCACGAGUGGAAUAAACAUGGAACGUGCAUUUCGACUCUGGAGCCGGCGUGCUAUGGCUCUAACUCCGACGACAAGUCAGACACCACUAAUCUCGACGUGCUUGACUACUUCGUACACACGACAUCGUUGUUCAAGACGCUCGACACCUAUGCCAUACUCGCGGACGCCGGCAUCCUGCCGAGUGAACACACGACGUAUACGCUGCGCGAGCUUGAAGAUGCCGUGGAGUCAUCCACGCACGGCUUUCCCGUCACGUUCCGUUGCAAUCGUUUCGGCGAACUUGAUGAGGUGUGGUACCAUUUCAGCGUGAUGGGUUCGAUGCGGCGACGGUACGGCGACUCGAAGACGGGGAUGGGAGCAGACAACUACGGCUCACCGACCCUCAAUGCUUCAACCGUCCGUGAAAUCUUCAUCCCCACGGCUCCAGACGGCGCACUGUCCAACUGUCCCCGCCGCAGCAUCACGUAUAGGCCGAAAACGAGUUUUUCCGAUCCCAACCCGUCCCCGACGAGCAGCAGCACAGCCACGUCGACAUCUACAUCCGCGCUAUUCGCGGGGAAAGGCCAUUUGGAGAUUCACAUUGUCAACAGGGACGACAUAUCCGCUCCGUCAAAGAAGGGCUGCCUCACACGCAUGGGUGACUGGUACGCGUCAGGGACUUGUGCGACGUUCAGAGCUCAGCCCGAUGUAGCUGACCCGGCACAUUCGCCACUCUUCUCGCUGUCUUCCAGCUAUAGUCCGUGCUUGAUCAAUCCGACGACGGAGAAGUUUGAAUGCACAAAAUCCAGCGCCGUCCAGGGGAUAUUCUCUUCUGACGCAGUGCAUCCGAGUAUACUGGCAUACCAGAACAGGAGCACGUUCUAUGCCGAUCACAUACCGGGUCGGUUUGAGAAAGUUGAGGUCUAUGCUAACAAUGGGGAUGGGAAGAGGGAAGUUGAGUUGGACAUUCGUUGGGUAUCUAUAUAA
Messenger RNA from Rhinocladiella mackenziei CBS 650.93, 1392 nucleotides. RefSeq lists its product as uncharacterized. Gene Ontology annotation, cellular component: extracellular region. Lineage: Eukaryota; Fungi; Ascomycota; Eurotiomycetes; Chaetothyriales; Herpotrichiellaceae. Gene Ontology annotation, biological process: RNA catabolic process. The transcript has a single exon. The coding region runs from base 1 to 1392 and encodes 463 amino acids. Gene Ontology annotation, molecular function: RNA binding; ribonuclease T2 activity. The record is from RefSeq and is a predicted model, not a curated record.